AUGACUAAUGUUAUACUACUAAAGAAUGCAAGUAUACCUUCUGAUCCAUAUGAUAUCAAAUUUUCCAAUUCCAAUAAAUAUAAACCCAAUUUUGUUCCAUUAUUGACUCAUUGUCAUAAAGAUAAAUCCCAAACAUUAUCAUUUUUAAUUAGUGAUGAAUUCUUAAACAAUAUACCAAUUUUUAUAAUCACUUCCCAACGAGCCGUUGAGAUGUUUAAAGAAUGUAUUGAAGAAUUAGAUCAUGAUAUACGAGAGAAGAUAUAUCAGAAAAUAGGAUAUACCGUGGGGCCAGCUACUUAUAAAAUAUUGAAAUCAGUAGGAUUUAAAGAUGUACGAGGGGGAGAUGAAGCAGGGAAUGGAUCGAAAUUAGCUGAUUUAAUUAAGCAAGAUACUAUAGGAAGAGAAAAUAUCCCCAUGGUUUUCUUUACUGGAGUGAUUAGAAAAGAUAUUAUCCCUAUGAAAUUAAUUAAUAGUGGAUAUGAUAAUUUCCAGGAAUUUAUACUUUAUCAAACUGGUGAUCGAUUAGAUAUUAUUGAUAAUUUUAAAAAAGUAAUUCAAGGGUUAGAUAAAGAUGAUGUUUGGAUAGUAUUUUUCAGUCCCCAAGGAACUAAAGAAAUUGUUAACUAUUUAAUGAAUAGUAGUUCAAAUCAAAAUCAAAAUUGGAAAAUUGCUUCUAUUGGUCCUACAACAAGAGAUUAUUUAAAAGAUUUUGAUUUAACACCACAUGUGAUAUCACCAAAACCUGAUCCUGAAGCUUUAUUUGAAACUAUAUUUCAAUAUGAUAAAACUUAUGCAUUGUAA
Molecule: messenger RNA, 801 nt
Organism: Candida dubliniensis CD36
Lineage: Eukaryota; Fungi; Ascomycota; Pichiomycetes; Serinales; Debaryomycetaceae
Gene: HEM4
Product: uroporphyrinogen-III synthase
Exons: 1
Coding region: 1-801 (266 amino acids)
Biological process (GO): uroporphyrinogen III biosynthetic process
Molecular function (GO): uroporphyrinogen-III synthase activity
Source: RefSeq, a predicted model, not a curated record